Molecule: messenger RNA, 3037 nt
Organism: Aedes albopictus (Asian tiger mosquito)
Lineage: Eukaryota; Metazoa; Arthropoda; Insecta; Diptera; Culicidae
Exons: 4
Coding region: 1155-2951 (598 amino acids)
Source: RefSeq, a predicted model, not a curated record
UGUUUCUGAAUCAGUAGUUGUACUUGAGUUCAAGUGUGCUUAGUAAUAAGAAUCCAAAGUGCCUAGAACUGAAAUACAAAAAAAAAUGUCAUCGACCGAAUGUCUCCACUCACCUGACUCAUUUUGCUACGUCUGUGGAGAGUUUAUAAGCUCCCGUGUGAAAAAGUGUUCAAUUUCUGAUGGAGCUAAAUUAAGACAAGCAUACCAAGAAUAUUUUGGCCUGGAAAUCAAAAACCAAGACAAAUAUUGGGUUCCACAUUUCGUUUGUCAGAGUUGUGCUGUUGGAUUGCUUAGUAGGUUUUAGAUAAAUUGACAAUUUUAUUAGUAACAAUAUUUCAAACGCGCGUAAUUUGUUGGAGUUCUGAUAAACCGAACUAUUUGCCAUUUUGAAUAAUUUCCACUGUUUUUAUCCGUAAAUUGCCGGAAAACAAUUUCCGUAUGUGUUGUGGGUACGAAUUUCUUCUACAGAAUGUUAGUAAUAUAGUUCACAAUUAAUUGGGAUGAACAACUUUCUUAUCAGUUAGGUCUAGUAUGUUUGCCACCAUCGAUGGUUUUCAUAUGGUAAAUAGUUCGGUUUAGCAGAACCCUGACCAAUUGCUUUUGAAAACAACUCUAUUUUAAAGCCGUAGGUCGUACUUUAGCCCUACUAUACAAUUCACUAUUUGAAAAGUAGAGAUGCUUUCAGCCAUCUAAAUAAUGAAUUUAUUUAAAAAUUCUUUCUACUAGAAUUAGUAUAAACCUCUUUUAUAUAGUGGCUAUGGAUUUUAGGUAGGACUGAAAUACGACUUGACAGAAAAGGCCGUCUUCAAAAGCAAUUAUGCCCUGUUGAAAUUUUGAUACCGCAUUUGAGCUUUCUAGCUUAUUUUUCAAUAGAAACAAAAAAAAAUAUAAUAUGUUUUCUCUUCAAAGAACCAGCAAAAGAUAGAUCAGCAAGGUUGAAAUUUGACAGGCCAAGAAUUUGGAGUCAGCCAACUAGCCAUCAAAAUGACUGUUAUUUUUGUUUGGCAAAAAUCUUUCGCGGGAGGAACUUAAAUAUUUAUCCAAAUAUUCCUUCAUCACAAGCUCCAACCCUGUAUGCUGGACCAAGCGGAUCUGGUCUAAGUCGCACAAAUGUCUCUGCAACUGGUGAUGCUCGAAGGGUUUCAACUUCAGAUAUGGAAGAACAACAAGUGGCAGCAGCUGAACAGAUCGUCGAUCAUACUUCAGAAAACGUUGCAUCAAGUGUUAAUCAGAAAUUACGGCCUGUUGACAAUGGCAAACCAGAGAUGCUUUGGCGAUCUGAUGACUGCAAUCAUCAUCCAGAUGAUUUUUGUUACAUUUGUGGUUACUUUAUUACCAGGACAACAACCAAACAUACAUUGCGAAAAGAUACCAAGUUAUAUGAAGCAUACAAGCAAUAUUUCAACAUCGAAGUCGAACAUCAAGAUAAACAGUGGGUGCCACAUUAUGCCUGUCAUAAUUGCACAAGACGGUUGCAUGGUUGGUACCAAGGAGAAAACAGAUUAAUGGAAUUUGCUGUGCCUCGGAUUUGGCAUUCACCUUCAAAUCAUCAAACCGACUGUUAUUUUUGUGUUGUGAAUUUGGCUAGUGGUCAAAAAAAGUCAACUUACCCUGAUAUCCCUUCAUCACGUGCGCCAAUUCCACAUUCCGCUGAACGCCCCAUACCUCAACGUACCUGUGAAACGGCUGUUAGUACCACUACAAUAUCGACAGUUAGUGGAAGUUCUGUCCCAAGUAGUGAGUCUUUACAACUUCAAGGAGGAGUGCUCAAUAUUCCACAUUAUCCGAAUCAAACGGAAAUAAAUGAUUUGAUUCGUGACCUUGCACUCCCUAAAAACAAAAGCGAAUUAUUGUUAUCUAGGCUGAAGCAAUGGAGUUUGCUGGAUGAAUCCGUCAGAAUAACAUCCCAGAGAACUCGCGAUGAAGAGUUUUCCUCCUAUUACACCAGCGAAGAUGGAAUUUGCUUUUGUAGAGAUAUCGAGGGUCUAUUUUCUGAAAUCGGCAUUCCAUUGAUUGUAAGAGACUGGCGGCUCUUUAUUGAUGGCUCUUCAAAAAGUUUGAAGGUUGUGCUACUGCACAACCGCGUAAAAAGCGAGCAGUACCCAUCUCUACCCAUUGCACACUCCAUUCUCCUGAAAGAAAGUUAUGCCACAACAAAAUUGUUAUUCAACAAAAUUCAGUAUGAAAAAUUUGGUUGGGAGGUAAUAGGCGACUUUAAAAUGAUUGGUUUCCUAAUUGGAUUACAAGGAGGGUAUACUAAAUUCCCUUGUUUCCUGUGCCUGUGGGACAGCAGAGACACAGAGAACCACUAUAAAAUUAAAAAUUGGGAAAUCAGAGCCCAAUACAAAAUCGGCGAAAAAAAUGUUAAAAACGAUCCAGUAGUGAACAUGGAAAAAAUUUUAAUGCCACCUCUUCAUAUAAAACUUGGUUUGAUUAAGCAAUUCGUGAAAGCAUUGAAUAAGGAUUCGGAAUCAUUUAAGUUUAUAACAAAACUGUUUCCGAAACUUUCCGAGGCAAAAAUAACUGCCGGUGUUUUUACAGGACCACAAGUAAAAAAACUUAUAAAAUCGGAAUCGUUUCCGAAAUUAUUGAAUGAGAAAGAAAAGGCAGCCUGGAAAAGCUUUCGAGAUAUAGUUCAAGGAUUUUUAGGGAAUAAUCGUGAUCCAAGAUAUGAGGCCAUAGUACAUGAACUGAUGAAAAAUUUUGAAACCAUGGGGUGUCGAAUGUCACUAAAGGUGCACAUUCUUCAUUCUCAUUUGGAUAAAUUUAAAGAAAAUAUGGGUGUAUACUCAGAGGAACAAGGCGAACGUUUUCAUCAAGAUAUAAAACAUAUGGAGCAACGAUAUCAGUGCCAAGCAACAUCGAAAAUGAUGGGUGAUUAUGUGUGGAGUCUCAUGCGAGACACAACAACGGAGUAUACGCGUCAACCUAUUUCGAAAUUGCAUUUUUAAGUAUAUUAUAGUAUGUUAUUUUUCAAAUAAAAAUGUGUGCAAAAUGUGUAUAUUCGAAAUAUAUUUCCUAAAAUGUCUCAUUCGCA